GCGGUGAUUUCCGCUCGGAGCUGGGGUUGCCUCGGGAGCCGGGACUUGGGACGGAGGGAGUGAGUGAGGUAAAAUGUCGUUGCCGGACCUCAGCUCCCUGAGCUUGCAGGAGCUGAAUGAGUUGCUGGAGGAUGAGGAGAAGCUGAAUAAAAUGGCGGAGGAGAUGGAGGGGGUACGGAAUAUACAGCCAAAUAAAGACAUAAGUCUUGCUAGUAAUCGUAGUCUAGCAGAACAGAAUCUACAAUAUCACCCCAAAUUGGACUGCCUGAAACUCCAAUUAACUGGGAAAUAUCAAGAACUACAGACACUAUUUGAAGCAUACCAGAUGAGGAAGUCAAAAUUAGACAGUCAAUCUAGUGGCUCUUCACUAGACAUACUACUUGCACUGCUACAAACAGAAGGAGCUAAAAUUGAAGAGGAGACAGAGAUCAUGGCUCAGGAGUUUCUGGAUGGUGAGGUACCCUUGGACGUUUUCAUUGAGCAGUAUCAGAAUAAAAGGAAACUUGCUCAUCAGCGACGGGUGAAAAUUGAAAAGCUGCAAGAGAUUGUCUUAAAAGGACCGAGGCAACGGUUACCACCGCUGCAGAAGCAACCUGAGCCAAUACAGACAAAUCAGAAUUCCAACUUUACAGAAUCCAACACUCCUCCCACUGUUGUGCCUCGGAGGGUUCCACCUCUCCCACCCACUGGAGCCAACCCCACUCCAUUUGCAAGUGUGGCCGUGGGAGUUGAAUCAGUACCUCCUUAUCCAGUUGCUGCUUUCCCUCCUAUCCCACCAAGAUCAGGGAAUAGUGCUCCAAUUCCCACAUCUCAGUUAGGUUAUCCACUACAGUACAGGCCACCUUGUCCUCCACCAGUCGCUCAGAAAGCUGGACAACGUCCUCCUCAGCCAGGCUUUAUUUUGCAGUAAUCUUAUAAAAUGGGGUCCAUUCUACUUUUUGCAUAGGUGCUUUUAAAUUCUGCUGAAAUGUUCAGUGUCUGAUAAAGUGUACGUGAUCAAUAUUUCUUUGAGGGGGAAUCACUGCAUUUGUUGGGUGAGUUCAAAUUAGACGUUUCCUCCAACAUGGCAUUUUUUUCUUAAGAAUUUCAGAAAAUUAUGUAUAACCACAAAGUUCUAUUUUGUGUGAACUCUUUUGGAUAAAAUGUUCGAAGAUGUAAUGGGGCCUUUUACCCUAAUCUUUCAAUUUUAUAAUGCUUUGGAAUCCAUUGCACUUUUUUGGAUAGAGAUCUUAAGUGGAAACUCAUUAGAUUCAGAUGAUGCAAAAAAGGUAAAUGGUACAUGAAGUUCAUUUAAAAUUUAGAAAUAGCCCCUUAGCACAUGGUUGAUAUAAAUUUAUUUGCUGAUUCACAUUUAGAACUAAGUUGAUUUAUUCCUGAAAAGUUAUCUUUUUCUGCUUUUAUACAAUGAUUGGUAUAGACAUAGACUCUAUAAUCAUUGCCGGUCUCACAACCCUAGCUGUUUGUCCCUAUAGAAAAGGUAGGACGAUGUGUGUUUGUAUAUUGCGUGCUCUAUGAAGAUUAUGCCUAUGUGAUUGUAUGGUUGGGUAUAGUUUUCUUAAACUUUCGGCUGAAUUUGACCAUGUUUUUGAAGGGGAGAGCUUCAUUGUAUUUCGUUCAUUUCAACACUAAUGAAGCAGAUUGAACCUUAGUUAUCUUUCACUUGAAUGUUAUACUAAAGCUUCUUAAAAUUAGCUAUGAUCAAACAGGACUGGCCAAAAAACUGAAAUUGAAUUGUUGAAUUGUCUUGCUGAUACAUGUAUAAACCACUUUAAAACUACAAAUCUUAUGACGACAAAAUUUGCUACUUUUGACUUUUAGCUUUAAAAAGCUUGGUAGAAAUUUGUCUUCGGCACUAGGGUAAAAAGGGAGGUAUCGUGUCAACUGCCUGUUGCACACCCUGCCUUUUGAAGUCAGUGGAUCUGAAUAUUGGGCAGGCUGUAUACCAGCCCGUUGAUGCAGUACAACUGAGGACUAAUUUCUACCUCUUUUUAAAGCAUUAUAUUCUACAACUAACUACCCUUUUCAAUUUUUCUACCGUGAAAUGUUGGAGCUGGAUUCUAUUUCGUUGACUGUUACCUUGUGAUGAAACUGCUUUAAAAUUGUGAAAAUGUAUAGAGUAAAAUUUAUAGGAAGAGUGUUAGAUAACCCUGUUUCACCCAGAUGUAUUAGAAAAGCUGUUUUUCUUCAGAUAAGUAAGCUGUGUUGCACAUUUUAUCCAAUGUAUCUGAUCAAUGAUGUAUGUUAAGCAAUUCCAUUCAGGGCCGAAAGCAGAUGUGCUACUUCAUUUAUUUGCAAAUUCAAGGUAUAUAUGGCUGAAUAUUGAGUCUAGAACAUACAUUUGUUAUGUGCCUUAGCAAUAUUUGUUAUAAGGGACAGUGGGAGAUGUUUUACUUUGUAAACUUGUGAUGCUCAUGUGGGCAGCACUUAACUUUUCAUAAAAUGUAUGUUUUUGAGGAACCAGAAGGAUGGAAAGGAGAGUUGUAGGUAAUCGGAUUAUUUGACUAAGCUCGUAGUGUGCAGUAUAUUGGAAUUGUUAAAUGACUGUAAUCUCCUAAUGUUGAUACUAAAAUUGAGCAAAUUAGUUUGUGGUAAGAUAACUCCUUGUGUGCUAAAAAUGUGCUAUUGCAAGUGACUGACAGUCCAAUCUCUUAACUGUUUUGUUAUGACCCUGAAAUUGCAUGUUGAGUUGCAAAAAUCCUUUGCCAUAUUUUGUCAUUUACAACUCAGUCAAGUGAUGUAGCAGUAGCAACAUUUUUAAUCUAACAAUUGAGAAAAUUGUUUGAGUAUGGUUUGUAGGACAACUUGGUCAAAUUGCUUAAGUUGGCUUGAAAGGACCCUAAGAUUAACUAUGUCUGCUACAAUUUUUCAUUCAUCAAUGAUGGAAAACUCUUUAUUAAAUAGCUGGUAACUAUGUGCCUACCAUAGGAAAAACUCAGCACUUCAAUUUCAAAUGUUUUUUUUUUAAAGUAAAAUAUUUGACAGCACACUUUUUUGUGAAGUUUAUAGUUCAGAACUGCUGUUACUAAUGAUUGUUGUAGUGAUGAGCUACACAAAGUUACCUCAAAAUAUUUUAAUCAUAUUCUAUUAAUAAAAUCCAAUGUACUAUA
Messenger RNA from Carcharodon carcharias (great white shark), 3107 nucleotides. It is a transcript of the gene vps37ba, whose product is annotated as VPS37B subunit of ESCRT-I a. Bases 74 to 910 code for a protein of 278 amino acids. Gene Ontology annotation, biological process: protein targeting to membrane; ubiquitin-dependent protein catabolic process via the multivesicular body sorting pathway; protein targeting to vacuole. Gene Ontology annotation, cellular component: ESCRT I complex. The record is from RefSeq and is a predicted model, not a curated record. NCBI's taxonomy places the organism in Eukaryota, Metazoa, Chordata, Chondrichthyes, Lamniformes, Lamnidae. The transcript is spliced from 4 exons.